CCUGCGCCAGCGGCGCCGUCUGCUCUGUGCCGCGAAUUGCACUGCGCGACAAUGGCAUUGUUGCUUCGCGAGGAAACAGUCAGGAAUUGGCCCCGCCCCCUCAGUCUCAAGACCGGAGUCAGAAAACUUUUAUUUUUUUAUCGACUCGGACAACCGUUUCGUCUUUUGUUACUCUCGACUAUUAUUUAAUAUAGAAGGAAGAGUGGACAUACGAGGUGAAGAAUGGCUAGUGCUCCUCCAAUAGAAUACUCCUCUAAUGUAAUGGGGCCUCAACCCCCAUCAUAUCAAGAAGCAGUGGGCCUUCCCUAUCCCCCAUCUCUUGCAUACCCACAGCAACCUCUUCCUGACGGGAACUUUGGAAAGGGACCAGUGCCUAUGUAUCCAGCGCAGGCUCCUGCUGCUCCAGCUGCUAUAAACCAGACGGCUACAGUACAAACCGUCUAUGUGCAGCAUCACAUGAACUUCCUUGAUCGCCCAGUUCAGACGCUAUGUCCUGUCUGCCAACAGAUGAUUACUACACAGUUGGAAUACAAUUCUGGAGUUCUUACAUGGCUUUCAUGUGGAGGUCUCUUUAUUUUUGGGUGCAUCUAUGGCUGCUGUCUGAUUCCAUUCUGUGUCGACAGUCUCAAAGAUGUGACUCACCGGUGUCCAAACUGUAAAAGCAUCCUUGGGGUCCACAAACGUUUGUAACUCCUUCAUAGAAGGCAAUCGGAAUUAUGAUUUGCUAACAUGCCUGAGCCAACAUGGAUGUAGCUUUACCAAAAAUCAAAAAAUAAACAAGCUUUUUCAGUUUCCUUAUUUAUGUGAAUAACUGAGCCUGGAUUGAGGCAGAGCACACCAUUUUUAGAAAGAAAAGUACAUCUGCCACUCUAAUAAGUAAAAGAAUAAUAUCAUUUUCAGAUUAAUCUCUUUAUAUUUAUGCACUUGCCUGUAUCUUAUAAAAAAUAUAUAUAUAAGUUGUAUUUGGAAAGAAUAAUUUUCAAACAUGCUUUUCCAAUACACAUUAGCUAUAUUGCUGCACAGCAAUGAUAAAUCAAAAAAUAAUUGUGAAGAAUAUAACAAGCAAACAAAAAAUUAGGAGGGUUUAUUAAAAUAUAAUAUAUGUAAAUAUGCAGUUUGUUCUGAUUAAGUCUGCUAAGAUUCUGCACCAAGUGCUCCCUUAUCAACCCAAGGUAAAACAAGAGAAAAAUCAAAGUACAAACAGACUGAGCUCUAAAGGAAAUCUCUGGUAUCAUUCUAAAGCUCUAAAACAUGAGUUUAAUUUUCUUUUUCCAGAAGAAAGUUUCAUUUGGUGGUAGCAGGAUGGUGUAAUGCUGACACAACAUAUAACAGGUUUACAAUGCCUGUUUUAUUCUGAUGAUUGUAAGAAAACUACUCCGUGAGGGCAAAAUUCUGUUUUGACAGACUACUAGUGCUGUUAUCAGUUCUUCUCAACCCCACAGGUGCUCACCUCAUUAAUCCUGUAAAAGAAAUGCAAACCAAGUUCUGCAGUCAGUACUUAAAUGCCAGCGCAAGUUUUUACUAACCUACUUUGUAAGUAUCCUUCACUUUACUGUAAGUCUUCUAAUUAAUGUAAUGUUUCUUGCAUUGACAUGUAAGAGAGUGCACCUUUGAGACCUAUAACAGUAUCACUCUGUUCAUUCCAUUUGAAGAUGAUGUGUGUUUUCAUUUUUAAUGCUUGUGAACAAUG
Messenger RNA from Polypterus senegalus (gray bichir), 1690 nucleotides. RefSeq names its product lipopolysaccharide-induced TNF factor (gene litaf). The coding region runs from base 223 to 690 and encodes 155 amino acids. The transcript is spliced from 4 exons. Lineage: Eukaryota; Metazoa; Chordata; Cladistia; Polypteriformes; Polypteridae. The record is from RefSeq and is a predicted model, not a curated record. Gene Ontology annotation, molecular function: zinc ion binding.